This is a messenger RNA of Vicia villosa (hairy vetch), 1485 nucleotides long. RefSeq lists its product as uncharacterized. The record is from RefSeq and is a predicted model, not a curated record. NCBI's taxonomy places the organism in Eukaryota, Viridiplantae, Streptophyta, Magnoliopsida, Fabales, Fabaceae. The transcript is spliced from 10 exons. Bases 1 to 1485 code for a protein of 494 amino acids.
AUGUCAAGGGCUCCCAUACUCAUAAACGAUCUGGUCAAGGGGAACCAAGUCUGGAAAAUGCUGAUUAGGGUUGUUGAUCUUUGGGUUGUUAAUGAGAAAAAUGGCAAUCAACACCUUGAGAUGGUCAUUCAAGAUGUAAAGGCUGAUAAGAUUCAUGUGACAAGUUGGAACCGAGAUUUCAAAGAUUGGUUUGAACAACUGAAGGAGCAUGAGACUUAUAUUAUGUAUAACGGAGAGCCCGUGGACAACGAAGGUCACAUGUCCAUGAAUGAAAUUGUUUCUAAUGUUGGUUUACUUGCUUCAUACUUUUUAGAUGUGAUAGGGGUGUUGCAAGAUGUUGUUAAGACACAAAUGGGCGGUGGUAAUAGGAAAUCUUGCGUCAAUAUUACCUUGCGUGAUGUCGAAGGGAAUGUUAUCGAGGUGGCAUUAUGGGAAGCUUACGGCAAGCAAUUCAUGAACUACACUACCCCGAACAACACUUCUGGACCUACAGUUAUCGUUUUGACCCAUGCCUGGUGCAAGCCAAAUUCUGACUCUCUUCCUUACAAAUCUUUGUCUUGCAUUAUAGUUUCCGGUCUUCCGUCUCUUUCGAAUGCAUGGAAUGGCUCUAGACUUCUCAUUAAUUUGGACCAUCCACAAGUGGCAGAUUUCAAAGCUAGUUUUGGAACUACUGAUUUAACCGGUAUACCUGCCCUUUCCCAAUCAUUAACCUGCGAUUCUUCCAUUCAAUCUGCAAACAAGAACUGGACUAACUUGAGUGAGGUCAGGAGUAUCCAUGCAAUCGCUGCGCCAGGAAAGGAUUCUUACGCAACGACUAUUGGCACUACCGUCGGUUUCAAAGCUUCCAAGAACGGAUGGUAUUUUGAGUCUUAUGCUGGGUCAUCUGGAAAUACAGAUGAUGAACCUGUUAUAAAGUUCAAAGUUGAGGUUGAAGUUGUCUAUGGUGACCACAAUGGAACAUUUGUUUUUUGGGAUAAGGAUUGUAUUCCUUAUACAAAAAUGACUGCUAGGGAAUUAAGAGAGGUUAUGAAAGAGGCAGGAGAAGACAAUCCUAAAAUUUGGCCUGCUCAUCUAGAUGUUUUGUUGAAUAAAGAAUUUGUGUUCCGUGUCAAGUAUCAACAACAAUACCGACAAUUUUCUAUCGUUAAAAUACUUAACGAGGAGGGCCUUUACGCCAAGUUUGACAAAUACCUCACUCUAGAUGAGACCAUGCCACUUCAGAACACUCUUGAAACAUCCACCACUGCUCCUAUACUUAUUCCUAACCAACUCACACAGACUUCAGAGCAAUCAAUCUGUGCUGAGCCUUACUCGGCUGCUAACCCGAAUUCGAGCCCAGAGGCAAGCUCCAACAGUACUCCAGCCAAGAGGGGAUCAGAGUCAACCUCGGUUAAUGAUACGAUCCAGGCUGAAGAGAUCACUCCCAAACAAUCCGCCACUAAGGCCAAGACUGGAAGGAAGCUUAAGCAUUUGAAGAAAGAGUAA